Messenger RNA from Cooperia oncophora, 351 nucleotides. The record is from the annotation of a GenBank genome assembly. Lineage: Eukaryota; Metazoa; Nematoda; Chromadorea; Rhabditida; Trichostrongylidae.
AUGGUCAGCAGGGUUCAGCUUGUGCCCAUUGACUUGGAAACUACCGAAGAUCCCGUGCUCAAAAAGCUUUGUGACCCAGGACCUUACGCAAAUGAACUUGAGCCGGUGCCUGUUCCGGAGGAUGUCAAAAAUGUCGUGGCAACUCCAUAUAGUUCUGAAUCUGCUGCAAGCGUCACAGGUAUUUUGUCGACCAGGGAAAGCUGGGUGUCUGCAGUGUUAACGCCAUUUGCACCUAUAUCUACACAUGCUGGUGGCAAAGACCAAACAACACAGGAGAUGGAUAUGGAUCACCCACUUCAAAAUACGGUGGUAGAGCCCGUUGCAAGCAUAGUAGAGUUAUAUGGCGGGUAA